Molecule: messenger RNA, 372 nt
Organism: Egretta garzetta (little egret)
Lineage: Eukaryota; Metazoa; Chordata; Aves; Pelecaniformes; Ardeidae
Product: zinc finger and BTB domain-containing protein 4-like
Exons: 1
Biological process (GO): regulation of DNA-templated transcription
Molecular function (GO): RNA polymerase II cis-regulatory region sequence-specific DNA binding; DNA-binding transcription factor activity, RNA polymerase II-specific
Source: RefSeq, a predicted model, not a curated record
GAACAGGAGGCGGUGGUGAAGGUGGUGGACGGGCACGUGGUCUACUUGUGCGGCGUCUGCCACCGCUCUUACAUGACGCUCUCCAGCCUGAAGCGCCACGCCAACGUCCACUCUUGGCGACGCAAAUACCCUUGCCGUUAUUGCGACAAAGUCUUCGCCUUGGCCGAAUAUCGCACCAAACACGAGGUGUGGCACACGGGCGAGCGCCGCUACCAGUGCAUCUUCUGCUGGGAGACCUUCGUCACCUACUACAACCUCAAAACCCACCAAAAAACCUUCCACGGCAUCAACCCCGCCCUCAUCGCUUCCGAAAAAACCCCCAACGGCGGCUACAAACCCAAACUCAACGCCCUCAAACUCUACCGCCUCCUC